This is a messenger RNA of Trametes versicolor FP-101664 SS1, 308 nucleotides long. RefSeq lists its product as uncharacterized. The transcript has a single exon. NCBI's taxonomy places the organism in Eukaryota, Fungi, Basidiomycota, Agaricomycetes, Polyporales, Polyporaceae. The coding region runs from base 63 to 296 and encodes 77 amino acids. The record is from RefSeq and is a predicted model, not a curated record.
AAGUACGUCAGUGUAGUUGGGCCAUGGUAAGCAGCGACUGACGUAGUUGCAAGCCGGCUUAUAUGUUUUCACUUCGAUUGACCCCCGCUUCGGCGGUGAUGCCACGGCAAAGAUCCCAACGGCCAAGCCUGCGUCCUGUCGCGAUCGAAAAUUCGUCUGAGUCGCUGAGUCAAACAUACUGCUGGGACAGUGUGCCCGACGAUCAAGCCGGUGCAUCCUCGUGUGUCCAGAUAAGACUGCAGCGAGUGAAGCCGAUAACCCGAGAUGGGAAGGAGGAGGGCUGCCGCAGUCCAUGAAUCACAGGCUGG